Messenger RNA from Globicephala melas (long-finned pilot whale), 15564 nucleotides. RefSeq names its product EPH receptor A6 (gene EPHA6). Gene Ontology annotation, cellular component: plasma membrane; dendrite. Gene Ontology annotation, molecular function: ATP binding; transmembrane-ephrin receptor activity; protein binding. Lineage: Eukaryota; Metazoa; Chordata; Mammalia; Artiodactyla; Delphinidae. Gene Ontology annotation, biological process: axon guidance; protein phosphorylation; ephrin receptor signaling pathway. The record is from RefSeq and is a predicted model, not a curated record.
CUCAGCUGCGCUCGCAGCUCGAGCCCUGCCCUCUAGGCCCGCCUAGGCCGCGGGGCGAGAGCAUGAGGGCCAAGCGCGCUGAGACCCCACCCUGUUAGCACCUGUGUUGCCCGGCCCCUACUCCCAACCUUGGGGGGCGAGGGCCGCGUAGUCCCAGCAGGCAGCGGGCCGCCACGGCUUCCCACCGACCCGAGCGCUGGGAGGGAGUGGGCGCCGAGAGGGGGCGGCUUGAGGGUGCGCGGAGAGAGCUGUUCACUCGCAGGCACUCGGCGCCGCUGUGGAUGUGGCCACGCACCGCUCAGCCCGUGGGUUCUCUGAGCGCGAGGUCCGACGCCGCCACGCUGCAGGCGGUCCGGGCCCCCGGAAUCCCAGCGCCCACGGCUGCGACAAUGCUCGUGACCUCCACUGCGAAGUCACGGCCGCACGGCGACGAGAAGACCUCAGUGAGCCGUGGUGCCAGGCACCCGUCCCUAUCCAGCCUGAUGUGACUCUCCUCUGCUGCUUGCUCUCUUCCUUCGCUCUCCUAGGACUAGCAGCGGAGGCGGCCGCAAAGCUGAGGCUCUUGCCCUACUGGGCAAGUUUGGGCGACCCGUGCUGAGGAGUGGUCAGGCUGGUCCGCCACCGCCAAGCUCAUCCCGGACCCGGUGCGUUUGCCACAGCACUCGCCCCCCUCUGGCGGGAGAAAUGUAGAGAAGUCGGGGGUAGCCGUGUUGGGAGCUGACUAGCCCUAAAACGCUGGACGCUGCUGCCGCGAAAUGGGGAGCAAAGUGCUUGGGGGACUAAGUGCGGCCUCAGAGAUGCCGGGGAAGCGGUUCUCGAGGCCGAAGCGCGGCGCAGACGCGGCCGAGCUGGAAGUGUCUGCUCUGCGGGUCGGUGCCGUCGCCACCUAGGCGAGGGGCUGAGGGCGCAGCUCGGUAGCUCGCUCGCACAGCUCGUGGCCCCGCAGAGCCUUUUCAGUCGUUCGGCUCGCGCCGCACUGGCCGGAGGAAAGUUCCCGCGGCCCCCGCCCGCUUCACAGCUGCUGUGCCCUCGUUGCUUUUGGCUCUGCAAGAGUCCACUUCAGUCCGGAGAGGCGCUCGGGCCGUCAGAGCUGCAGGAGCUACCCGCCGCACCUGGUCCUCGUCCCUCCCCCGCUUCCGGCCGUGAGGAGCCCUCCCCCGCCCCCUCGUUCCCCUCCCCCAAACUACAGCCAGAGCUAGCUCCUGCGCGCACGCUCUCCCGGCCCCAAGAGAAUAGUCCUCGCGCGAGCGGGACACGGCGGUGGAUGCAAUUCCGCUCGCCUACAGCCGCCAGGAGCUCCCUGGCGCCUCAGGCAGCGUCCUCCUCCGAAGCAGCUGCGCCUGCCCCUGGGCAGCCUGGACCUUCGUGCCCUGCCCCCGGGGCCUCGCGCGGGGGGCGCCCCGGGACACCCUCUGUGGGCCGGGUGGAGGAGGAAGAGGAGGAGGAAGAAGACGUGGACCGGGACCCGUACCCUACGCGGAACACCUGGCUGCGCUGCUGCCACUUCUCUUUAAGGGGGAGAAGAGAGCCGGGGAGAGCCAUGGGGGGCAGCGAAGUCCGGGAAUUUCUUUUGCAAUUUGGUUUCUUCUUGCCUCUGCUGACAGCUUGGCCGGGCGACUGCAGUCACGUCUCCAACAACCAAGUUGUGUUGCUUGAUACAACAACUGUGCUGGGAGAGCUAGGAUGGAAAACAUAUCCAUUAAAUGGGUGGGAUGCCAUCACUGAAAUGGAUGAACAUAAUAGGCCCAUUCACACAUACCAGGUAUGUAAUGUGAUGGAACCAAACCAAAACAACUGGCUUCGUACAAACUGGAUCUCCCGUGAUGCAGCUCAGAAAAUUUAUGUGGAAAUGAAGUUCACACUGAGGGAUUGUAACAGCAUCCCAUGGGUCUUGGGGACUUGCAAAGAAACAUUUAAUCUAUAUUAUGUGGAAUCAGAUGAGUCCCAUGGAAUUAAAUUCAAGCCAAGCCAGUAUACAAAGAUUGACACAAUUGCUGCUGAUGAAAGUUUUACCCAGAUGGAUUUGGGUGAUCGCAUCCUCAAACUCAACACUGAAAUUCGUGAGGUGGGGCCUGUAGAAAGGAAGGGAUUUUAUCUGGCUUUCCAAGACAUUGGGGCAUGCAUUGCCCUAGUUUCGGUCCGUGUUUUCUACAAAAAGUGCCCCUUUACUGUUCGUAAUCUGGCCAUGUUUCCAGACACUAUCCCAAGAGUUGAUUCUUCCUCCUUGGUUGAAGUAAGGGGCUCUUGUGUGAAGAGUGCGGAAGAGCGUGACACUCCUAAACUGUAUUGUGGAGCUGAUGGAGAUUGGCUGGUUCCUCUUGGAAGGUGUAUCUGCAGUACAGGAUAUGAAGAAAUUGAAGAUUCUUGCCACGCUUGCAGACCAGGAUUCUAUAAAGCAUUUGCUGGCAACACAAAAUGUUCUAAAUGUCCUCCACACAGUUUAACCUAUAUGGAAGCAACUUCUGUCUGUCAGUGUGAAAAGGGUUACUUUCGAGCUGAACAAGACCCACCUUCCAUGGCAUGUACCAGGCCACCUUCAGCUCCUAGGAAUGUGGUUUUUAACAUCAAUGAAACGGCCCUUAUUUUGGAAUGGAGCCCACCAAGUGACACAGGAGGGAGAAAAGAUCUCACAUACAGUGUAAUCUGUAAGAAAUGUGGCUUAGACACCAGCCAGUGUGAGGACUGUGGUGGAGGACUCCGCUUCAUCCCAAGACAUACUGGCCUGAUCAACAAUUCCGUGAUAGUACUUGACUUUGUGCCUCACGUGAAUUACACCUUUGAAAUAGAAGCCAUGAAUGGAGUUUCUGAGUUGAGUUUUUCUCCCAAGCCAUUCACAGCUAUUACAGUGACCACGAAUCAAGAUGAAUCCACAGGUAUAAACAGAAGAAAGGGAGCUGCCUUGAGGAAAACUCUCUUGGAAAGUAAAGAGUUCCUGUUACCCUCAACACCUUCCCUGAUAGGUAUGGUAAGGAAGGACUGGGCAUCCCAAAAUAGCAUUGCCAUAUCAUGGCAAGCACCUGCUUUUUCCAAUGGACCCAUACUGGACUACGAGAUCAAGUACUAUGAGAAAGUCUACCCACGGAUAGCGCCGGCAUUUUGGCACUACCUGCGGGUAGAAGACCAUGAGCAGCAGCUCUCCUAUUCCUCCACGAGGUCCAAGGCCCCCAGUGCCAUCAUCACAGGUCUCAAGCCAGCCACCAAGUACAUUUUUCAUAUCCGAGUGAGGACUGCAACAGGGUACAGUGGAUACAGUCAGAAGUUUGAGUUUGAAACAGGAGAUGAAACUUCUGACAUGGCGGCGGAACAGGGGCAGAUUCUCGUGAUAGCCACCGCGGCUGUGGGAGGAUUCACUCUCCUCGUCAUUCUUACUUUGUUCUUCUUAAUCACUGGAAGAUGUCAAUGGUAUAUAAAGGCCAAAAUGAAGUCAGAAGAGAAGAGAAGAAAGGACUUACAGAAUGGGCAUUUACACUUCCCAGGAAUUAAAACUUACAUAGAUCCAGAUACAUAUGAAGACCCAUCCCUAGCAGUCCAUGAAUUUGCAAAGGAGAUCGAUCCCUCAAGAAUACGCAUUGAGAGAGUCAUUGGGGCAGGUGAAUUUGGAGAAGUCUGUAGUGGGCGUUUGAAAACACCAGGGAAAAGAGAGAUCCCAGUUGCCAUCAAAACUUUGAAAGGUGGCCACAUGGAUCGGCAAAGAAGAGAUUUUUUAAGAGAAGCAAGUAUCAUGGGUCAGUUUGACCACCCAAAUAUCAUUCGAUUAGAAGGUGUUGUCACAAAAAGAUCCUUCCCGGCCAUUGGGGUGGAAACGUUUUGCCCCAGCUUCCUGAGGGCAGGGUUUUUAAAUAGCCUCCAGGCCCCGCAUCCAGUGCCAGGGAGAGGAUCUUUGCCCCCCAGGAUUCCUGCUGGCAGGCCAGUAAUGAUUGUGGUGGAAUAUAUGGAGAAUGGAUCCCUAGACUCCUUUUUACGGAAACAUGAUGGCCACUUCACAGUCAUCCAGUUGGUUGGUAUGCUCCGAGGCAUUGCAUCAGGAAUGAAGUACCUUUCUGAUAUGGGUUAUGUUCACCGAGAUCUAGCAGCUAGGAAUAUAUUGGUCAACAGCAACUUAGUAUGCAAAGUUUCUGAUUUUGGUCUCUCCCGAGUGCUGGAAGAUGAUCCAGAAGCUGCUUAUACAACAACUGGUGGGAAAAUACCCAUAAGGUGGACAGCCCCAGAAGCUAUUGCCUACAGAAAAUUCUCCUCGGCAAGUGAUGCAUGGAGCUAUGGCAUUGUCAUGUGGGAGGUCAUGUCCUAUGGAGAGAGACCUUACUGGGAAAUGUCUAACCAAGACGUCAUUCUGUCCAUUGAAGAAGGUUACAGACUUCCGGCUCCCAUGGGCUGUCCAGCAUCUCUACACCAGCUGAUGCUCCAUUGCUGGCAGAAGGAGAGAAAUCACAGACCAAAAUUUACUGACAUUGUCAGCUUCCUUGACAAGCUGAUCCGCAAUCCCAGUGCCCUUCACACCCUGGUAGAGGACAUCCUUGUGGUCAACGGACUCCACAGCCAGUGCCCGUCAACAGAGCUCUCUGACUGUUCUAUGGCUGUAGACGCAGGCAGAAUGCCAGAUUCUCCUGGUGAAGUUCCCGAAUAUCCUUUGUUUGUGACGGUCGGUGACUGGCUAGAUUCUAUAAAGAUGGGGCAAUAUAAGAAUAACUUCAUGGCAGCAGGGUUUACAACGUUUGACCUCAUUUCAAGAAUGAGCAUUGAUGAUAUUAGAAGAAUUGGAGUCAUACUCAUUGGACACCAGAGACGAAUAGUCAGCAGUAUACAGACUUUACGUUUACACAUGAUGCACAUACAGGAGAAGGGAUUUCAUGUAUGAAAGUACUACAAGCACCUGUGUUUUGUGCCUCAGCAUUUCUAAAAUGAAAGAUAUCCUCUCUACUACCCUCUCUUCUGAUUCUCCAAACAUCACUUCACAAACUGCAGUCUCCUGGCAGACUAUGGGCACACACCCUUUGUUUAUGCUUCCAACCUGGACUUAAAAAUCACUCAUCAUACCUCCUCUCUGAAUAACCUGCAAAUAAAACCCUGGCCCACUGCAGAUUAUCAUUACACAAUGGUAAAUAACUCAGCAUGGAUGCGUAACUUUGUAUAAUUGUAUUUCGGAAGUGUUCAAGGACUUAACCCAAAGGAUUUGGGGGUAAUGAUGUAUUUAGAGUUUGAUGGUAGAUUAAAAAGAAAGAGUUGACCUUGCUUUCAUGUUUUGUGAUUGAGUAGCUUCCAAACUGACAUGAAUAUUUAUUUUUUAGAUAAUUAUAUUCAACUCUGUGCGUCAUAUCGUUAACUCUAUCCUACAAUACUUUACCUGUCGAAGCCUGACGUUGUUAGAAUUAUUUGCAGAAAAGACCAAUGAUUUCAUGUAGUGAAUUCUUGUCAAGUGUGACUGGGGUGAGAAGGAAGUUAUCAGGGAGAGUGAGGGAGAAACAUACUAUGCUUUUAAAACUUCUUAAGUCUUGGUUUGUCAUUUUUUAAAAUUAACUUUAUAGUGUCCUACAUAUUUCGUAGUAGGUGGCAGUUUAGAGGCAGGCUUUCCCCUCUAAUUUUUUACUAACUAUAGUAUAUUUCUCUACUGUGUUAUGAAGAUCACCCCUGGAAGGACCAAGAGUGAGUCCAUUGCUCUAAAGGCUAUAAAUAGAGUGAAGCAUGGAAUAAUCCAUGACUGUUUCCUUGGUUCAUCUUCACAAGUUUGCAAGAGGAAUUAUCAAAGCAUUAAGAAAAUUAUUCUCAGCAGAAUUGCUUUGAAUAAAAGAUCUACGAUUAUAGCCUUAGAUUAAACAUAAAAAGAUUUUAAUUUAAACAGAAUUUUAUGAUAGUUACAUGGUGGCCCAAGAAAAUAAACACAUCGAACUGUCUAAUAUUGGUACAUUUUGCAAGUUUAAGAAUUUUUAUGUUUUGUUUGUAAAAAUAAGUUACACGAACAUGCUGAGCUGUUUUCCAAACCUUCCAAGAGACAAGUAUGCCGCUGCAUACACCAAAGAGGGUAUAAACGGAUCUAGCACAUGAGCAUAAAGGAAUUGUGUGUAACCUGAGUCCUUGAUACAGUAACAUAAAAAUGUAAACACAGCUAAGGUGUGUUGUUGCCAUAAUCUUCUGGAGGCUGCAAAAACAGGCAAAUAUACUUUUCAUUGAAUUAAGCUGAGUCAGCUUAUCAAAACAGUAAUGUCGUAUGAACAAAUUCAAUUAUAAAAUCAGCUGUUCCCUGUGAAACUAUAAAAAUAACUGCUGUGCUAGGUGGAAGAGUAGUGAGAAUGUCUUAAGAGAAAAAGAAGAGCAGGUUGUCUGAAGAUGCUGAUUUCAUAUAAAAAUGAAGUUUUAUUUGAUCUCGCAGAUAAAGGUACCCUACCCACAUCCUCAAAUUCCUACCUAAAUUACAUUUUUUGGUGAUAGUAGUUUUCUUGCUAUAAAAGGAGUCUUGAUUUUUUUUUCCUAUUUUAAGAUUUUUUGAUUGUCCCAUUAGACUAGACCCUUCCACAUAUUUUCUUUUGUUGAUUUAUCUUCUGAUUUUUGCCUCCCACAGCUAAAAUUUUCUCAUUUCAAAAGAAACAGAGAGAGCUAGAAGGAAGAGUCUUUAAAGUAUUCCUUAAAGUACAAUAAAAAAGAAAAAAGUGGGAAAUCCAUCACUUUUUAAGUAAGUGUGUCAGAAAUAGCUAGCAACAUUUUCCAGCCAUCACCUGCAUGGUCAUGCAUCACUCACAGACUGUCUGCAGUUUGCUUGUUACAUUUACACAAAUCUGGAUGCAUUUAGAGGAAAUAUAAAAUUUCCGUAUUUACCUAUCUUCAAAUAUAUAUUAAAUAAGAACAGAUGUAAAGGAGAUUAAAUUUAUUAAUUAUAUAUAUUUAUUUUUAUAAUACAACAAAAACAUAUUUAGAAAAUAAGGAAUAGAAUAAUUAUGGUCUUCCAUAGGACUCUGUCAGCAACAUCUGUAUACUUUGAUGAAAUAAAUUCUAUAAAGUAUUUAAACUUCUAUGGGAUGGGCAUUCAGUGCUUGCAAGAUUUAAAUUCUCUGUUAAGAAUUUUUUUCUUCAAAAAUCCAAUGAUCCUAUUCUAUAUCUGGUUAAUUCAUAGUUUUUUUUCCUUCCCAAACAUCUUUCUGUAGUAUUAUAAAACUGCCUUUUCACUUUGUCUCUUACCCCCAAUCCUCUUUAAAAUUUACAUUUAUAUUACAUUUAUAUUUUUUGCUACUGUAAGCAUGAUAAUCUUCAGUGUAAAUUUGAACCUCAUCAUGGUCAGAACAAGGUAUGCAAGAUUAAACAGAAACAUUAAAAAAUAAGUAUAUCUAUUUCUUUACUGCCUACCAAUCACGAUUUGAAAAUUUUACAUGAAAUAGUUUGAGAUUUACUAGUGCACAUAUUCAGUAAUUAAAGCUGUUUAAUAUUCAUAACAUAGAACGUAAUGAUAGAAAGAAAAUGAGUAACUUCCAUAAAUCACAAGCCUCCAAAAAUAAUCUUUAAUAACUAAAAUAUGCAUAUAUAGUCAUGUACCUGCUUUAUUUUAAAUUUCCUAGUCUAUACUACUGAGGGGCUUUUUAGAUUUUGAAAAUCAGACAGCUGAAGGAACCAUUUUUUAAAAUUUUCUACGUGGUCAGUUUCCAGCCUAUAGUCAACUCAUUAUCUCAUAGUAUAUAUAAGACAUAACUGGGAAAAAAUGUAAAAACAAUGUACAACCAAGAAGAGAGAUUAAGUAUGUAAAUCAUUACACUAAAAAAGCCAUCAGAAGUUGCAAAGCUCUUGGUUUAACAAAAAUCAAGAAUUACAGCACUUUUGCACUGAGUUAUAACUUGAUAAAUAAGUUAUGCAUGCCAUAAUCAAGAAGGAUUUCUUAUUUCACUCUGUAUUACUCUUUAAAAUCUAUCCAACUAAAUACCUGAAAAAAAAAAUUUUCCAGCCACAGCUUUAAGGCCCAACUCAGCGCAUGCAUGGAAAACAAAUCCAAAUUUAAUCCUUGAAAAGCAGUCUUUAUAGGAGGUCUUCGGAAGAUGUGGUGAAGAAUGAAUUACAUUACCUAUCUCCCAACCACAAUUUUCUUAAAAAGCCAUUUUUAUGUCUUUCCCUACCAAAUUUCUACUCUGUAAAGCAGUCAGUUAAAUCUCUUAUCUCAAAAUGUUCACCAAUACUAGGUGUUUUGGGUCCUACCACAUAAAUGGGAGCAUUUAUACAUACAGAGGGUAUGAAUUCUGGCUUUUCAUUAACUGGAAAUUAAGUGCUUUGGAAAAUAAUUUCAAAAUGGAUGAAGAUGGUCCUUUCCUACUGCUUUAGCUAGGGAAAUGUGUUAUAAAUUUAAAAGAAAUAAAUAUUUUAUGAAUCAAAAACUGUUAUCAACUCACAGUUGUCGUACAUGUCUUUAUAUAACAAAGAGAUUAGAAGAAGAUAUAAUCACUUCUUUUAGAAUCAUCAACUUAACUUUUCCAAGUUCAAAUUCCAUUAAGUAUCAAAGACUCAUAUUAACUUUCGAUCCAAAAAUAUUUUAGUGCUUUUUAUAUGAAGACUCCAAAAGGUAGAGGAGCACACUGUGUCAAAUUGAUGGUAUUCUUCCAUUAGAGCACUGGGCACUGAAGUCAUCCAGCUUUUGGUUUUUAUGAUCAACAUUUUCAACAGAUUUUCAAUUUUUUAUAAUAAUGUUCAAUACAGGUAGUGUAAACUUUAGUUCAUUUUAACAAAUAUCUAUAAGGUGUCUCCUACAUGCAUAAAAUUUUAUGGCAAAGAUGAGUUUGACUGUAGUGUCCUUACGUUCAAGUAACUCUUAAGCUUAAAACUUAGAGGUUAGAGCCUAUUUGCUAUGUUUGCUGUGAUUGCCAUGUCACUAAGGGUUAGUUCUUUCCACAGAACAAAAAUACAUUGAAUAAAUAAAACCUUGUCCAGUGUGAAAUAAAACCUUGUAAAAAAAAAAAACCUUGUCCUAUGGAAAGAAAUAUGUUGGACCUCAAAUUUUCCAUAGAACACUCCACACUUCCUCUGGCAGAAGGGAGCACACUUGCUGGAUUCUCUAAGAGAAUCUCUCUGUUAACAGCUGAUCCUCCUCAGGAGUCACAUACUUCUAUUGUCCAGUGGCAUACUUUUCAGUUCAGGUGUAGGCUCACUACCUCAAAGGUACUUCCAGUUAGAAAACAUCAGCCAUUUUUCAAAAACGAUUCUGGGGUAAUCUCUUGCCCAAGCCAAUUCACUGGCCUUAGUAAAUGUAAUAAUGAGUAUACAGCUGAAAUGUUUGCAUAAAAUUCUUUUAAACAUGAUAUAUUUAACAAAGGAAAGAGAUGAUUACUCAUGACCAGAGCACAUUUAUUACUAGAUGAAAUAAAGGAAAAGAAAAAUCUUAUAUUCCAGAAGAAUAAAUACCCCAUCUUUCUCUUACUAUUCCCUUAAAAAGAUAAGUAUUAGACAAGGGUUUCGAAGAUUUAUGAGGAUAAAAUGUAUUUUUUUUUGUUAUAAGAGGAUGUGACGUGAUAUACGUGUCUCCUGGGGGAAAAAGAUCCAGAAGAAGAUCCAAGUCAUCAAAAUGUAAUUUUAACUAAUCCUCUUUCAUCUGACUAAUAAUUAUAUCCAAUUUCAAAUUAAUGAUGGAUUUAAAUAAAAUGUUUAAAAAAGCAUAUUUACAUCUUAAUUGGAAGACUUAGGUUCUUUGCUCUUAAUUCAAAAGAAGUUAACAAAAACCUGGUUGGCAUUGGCUUUUUUGCCAUAUUAGAAUAGAUUUAAAAGUCUAUUUUAGCUUAUCAGUAUUGAUUCAAAAUUAUUGUAUUUAAAAGUGAUACAAAAAAAUUAAAAGUAAACUUUUCAAGUACUAUGGAUAGCAAAGCACUACUAAAAAAUUAACUUCAUCUUUUGGAAAAGAAUCUGGCAAAUACAAAGUGUUGUAUUUCUCUUAAUGCUACCAAGUCACCUCCAUUUUAUUACACUUUUGCACUUAUCCAUUGAAAGCAAAGUUUCUUGCUAAACAAAAUAAAGAAGGUUCUUACUUGAAUUUCCACACUAGUUUAUCAGAAUACCAAAUCUCUAUAUUCUUAAGGGAAUUUUUUAUUUAUUUCAUUUAAAGGGGAAGAUCUCAAAGAAGAAUUCCACUACCUUUUAAACCUAUUUCAUCUUAAGAAUAUAAAAAGCGACGAAAGAUCUCUUUUAAAUGUAAUGAUAUAAAGAUGUGGUAUCUACUUUCGAUUAGGAAAUAAAGUACAGAUUAACAACACAAUUUCCUGGGAGUUGUAGAAAAGUACCAGAAUUAGUGAAAAUCUCCUCUCAAGUAAAGCUCUGUUCUCAUCCAUAUUCCUCCAUUAUUUGUAACCUCUGGCUAAUCUUUAAUUUGUCAUGAUAAACUUACUGUUGGUUAAGAUAAUGUUAUCAACUCAAACUGUAAAUCAGAACAACUGAGAUGUGACUUUAAGGUGUUCAACAAAAUAAUAAAAGGACAACCCUACUUCAGGAUUCUAAUUUAGUUAGCAUCAGAGUCUCCAUUUCAUUAGAGAGAGAUUGAAGGGAGAACUGUCUUUAUUCCAAAAUAAUAUAUUAUUUUAAAGAAAACUCCAAGGACAGGAGAACCUUCAUUUUUCAUAUAUCUAAAUCAAAUUUUAUAUUUAGUUAGGCAUUAUUAACUUUGAAGAUAAAUGUCCUUGUUUUCAUUGGUUAAAUAUGAGCUUUCAUGGCAAGCAAUAUUGAUGUGAACAUUACUAUACAGGUUUUUCUAUGUUUAUAGAUCAUCAUCCUUAGAACAGUCUUAAUUUGCCUUUGUUCUUGAAAGACCAAAUAUCAUUUAACUUUUUGAAAUCCUGAUAGAUGGAGUGAACAGUGCUAAAUCAUAAAGAUGAAUAAACAAUACACUUUCAAGAUUUUUACCUAAUUUAAAUUGUCCUCUUCUAUUGCUUUUAUAAUAAAUUAAAAGUCUCUCUUCCACAUUUAGUAAUUUGUAGAAUGAUAUCUAUGCAUUUAGAUAGAAAUUGUUUUUCUAAAAUUUUCACGUAAACACAUCUUCACUCAGAGAGAAGCCAGAAUAUAAUUAAUUAUAUUAGUUCAUUUUUCAAAGUAGUAACUAUGCUCUUUUUAGAAUUAUUUACCCAGUAUUAUCAUUUUUUAAGUUGUAAUGAAGUUUUUACUUAACUGUGCAUGUUUUAUUUAUUGCCACAUAGUAAUGCUUAAAUAAAUCUGCUUAAAAUUGUUGUCUUUAGAAGCUCUAUGACAAAAUUAAUGACCACUCAUUUGAUAACAGACUUGUAACUGAACAAGCUAUUUUAUGUUGAUGUGAUUGAUGUGAGCAUUGUUAAAACCAAUUUGUUUGAAAAUCCAUUGGUAUUUUAUCUGGAGCUAUUAUUGCAAUAUCUUCAAGAGUAUCUUUAAAAUAAUAGUGACAAUAUAAUAAUAAUAUUCGUGGACAAUAUAAAAAUAAACAGUGACUGAGGCUUUUUAAAAUUUCUGCGCUGCUUGGAAAAUAAGGUUUAACUUGCAUAAAUGUUUGUCAUGGAGGUUUUUAAUUUGCUUUAAUGGAUGUUGUUCUCCCUAUGCCAUAUGUAUGUAUUUAAAGAAAAUUGUAUUAAUAUAUUUAUACAAUGCAAAAAUCUCAUUUUCUUCCUACAGAUAUGGAGUUUUGAUAUAAUUUUAGGUGUUUUAGGCCUCCAAGAGAAAAAAAUCAAAAUGUGAGAUGGGAGCAUUUUUGUUUUUGGUGGGGCACAAUACCUGAGCGUUCCUAACAAACAUGAAUAUGGGUAACACUGGACUUUAAAGAUUACUAUAUGUGCUUUAUUUAUGAUACAUUAUUAAUGAUUUUGUUAAUCAUACUUCAUCAUUAGGUUGUGUCCUUGGAAAUUUGAAUAACUUUGCACAUUUUUCACAAACUAUACUUAGGUUUAAUUUUGUAUGCAGUAUAAACUUUGACAGCUUAAUUUUGACUUUUGAUGGAAUAAUUGUUAAUUAACAAGUCUAUGUUUCCUAAGAUGUUAGUUAUACCUUCUAAAAUAACCUUAUUUUUUAAAAAAUCACAGGCAGAGCAUGAAUGCAGAACAUGAAAAUGGACCAAGUUCCAUUAAAACUGAGGAAAAGGCAAAAAGGUAAUAUAAAGUGGAGUUUGUGUUAAAACUAUUAAUUACCUCAUUAAAAAUAACAAAAAAUUAAUAGAAAACUGUCUGAAAAUUAUGUCAUGUUACUCUUACUGGUAAUUUUGAAGCUAAAAUGCAUUUUGAGGAUGAGAAUCUCUAAUAUAAAUAAGCCCACUGAUAUUUGUUAAAAUAUAUAUUGCUAUAUAAAAUUAGAAAGAAAUCUUACCAAAAUAUCAAAAAUUUAAAUUUAUUUUUUAAAAGUAUAUUAACAGACUGAAUGAUCACAAUUAUUAACAUUUCCAUACUAAUAGUUCUUUUGAUUUCUAAGACAUAUAUAAUUAAGAAUUUGCCUCCCAAAAAUUGAUUAGACUGUCAAAGCACUUUAUACAUAUCACUCCUGUUAAUAAAAAGUUUUUCCUUCUGCUCUAUUAAAUGUAAAAACAGUAUAUAUAAGAUGCAGGUAAAAAUAAUUGAGUUGAAAGGGUAGUCUUUUUGAAUCAAGUUAUGCUUUUAUACAGAUACAUAAAUUUUACACAUAGUCUAAAAAAUACAGGACCUACAUAUUAGUUGUACAUUAUAUCUUAUGAUCUCUAAAUGCUUAUAUUCUUUCAAGGAGAUUGCCUUCUCUUUUCAGUUGUUUUAAGUAUUAGAAAAAAAAAAGGACUGCUUUAUAUAUUUCCAUUCAGUCUCUCUAAUAUUGCUUGUAACCUUCCAAUUCUCAGAGAAGUUGCAGCUAAAAUCCAUAACAUAGUGGUUAGAAAUUAUUAUUUUUGAAGCUACUGCUCUUAUCUAAUACUGGUCAUAUAUUCCAUGAAGUCUUCUGGAAAGAGCAAAAUCUUUUACUUUCUCAUGAAUGGAAAUACAAAAAGAAAGUCUUCCAUUAGACUUUGUAUAUUCAAAGUACUGUAGUGAACAUAUAUUUUUAUAGUUACUUUUCCACUGUUUAUUCAAUUUUUAAAUUUCACCAAAUGGGAUACUUCAAACAAAGGUAAAAGCUAUUCCAUUUUUGCAUCAAUUGCUUAUUUUCUAUGGAGUAUCCAAAAAUUCCUUUCAGGAAGCAAAACAUUCCCUUUCCCACCUCACAACUUUGAUCACUCUACCAUUAAAUGAAAUAGUUAGGUGUCUGUAUUUUAAUAUAAAGAAUAGCAACAACAAAAAAAUUAUGAUUUGUCCAGUUAAAGCUAUUUACACUAUGGGGAACAGAUAUAAUAAACAAACACAAUUAAAUCAAGUGUGUUUGCUAGUCCAAAACUGUAUAAGUCCUAAUUUUAAAAAUAGUAUAUAUACAUAUAUACUGAUUUACUUUAAAUGUAUAUUUAUCCAUAAGUCCAUUUAUUCAUUAACUAAUGCUUACUAAACAUUAUCUUGUACAAGUGUCUUAUUCUCAACACAGAGGACACAAAGCGACCAAGACAAGCAAAAGCCCCUGUCUCAUGGAAUUGACCUUCUAGUGGUAAAGACACACAAUGAAGAAGUACUGAUAAGUGCUAUGCUGAAAAUUAAAUUAAUAUUGUUACAUAGCAUGACUGUGGCUUCUUUAUAUUAAGUGGUAAAGGAAGUCUUCUCUGAGGAUGUGAUAUUUAAGCCGAUGUAUGAAAAGCAUGAAGGAACCAGUCAUGAGAAAAUCUGGGGGAAUUCCAGGCAGAAGGAAUAGUUUAAUGUGUGAGACUUUAGAGUGUUUUGAGGGUAGAGAGAACAGUGUGCUUGGUACACAGUUGAUGAGCCAAAGAGAGGCAAAAAUGAGAUGGGGGUCAAAGAACAUUUAUGAGGCUGCUACAGUAGUUUAAGCAAAAAAGAAAAAAACAAGGUGGCUUUUGUUAGAGAAGAAGUAGUGAAGAUGGAGAGAAGUGGAUGGAUGUCGGGUAUGUUUGAAGACAGGGCUUGCUAAUGGAUUGGCCCUGAGGGAUGAAGAGAGAAAAAUUGAAGAUAAAUUCUACAUUUGAAAAAUAAGAAAUGUAGUCAGUGGUGGUGCAGGAGUAGCAGGUUUGGAGGGAAAAAAAUCAGGAGUUUGGUUUUAGCCAUGUAAUGCCUGAGAUACCUGUUAGAUAUUCAAAUGGAGAUAUUGAGCAGACAGUUGUAUAUAAGAGUUCCAAGGAGCGAUCAGGGCUAGACAUCAAGAUUUAGAAGCCAUCAAUAUAUAUGUGGUAUUCAAUGUUUUUAAAUCACCUGGGAAAAGCCUGUAAGAUAGAGAAGUAGGGCUUGAUUGAGAUCCAAGGCAUGUCAAUGUAGAAGUUAGGUGGAGAAUUAGAAACCAGCAGAGGACCCUGAGGAGUGUAAGGUAACGUAGAGAACAAAAAAACCAAUUGGCCAUCUGGAUUAAAUGCUUUAAGAAGCCAAGUUUAAAGUAAAGAAAUGGCCGUUGGGCUUGGCAACAUGGAAGUUACUGACGAUUUUGAAAGGGCAGUCUCUAUGAAGUAGUGAAGUCAAAGCCUGAUUGAAGUGGAUUGAGAAGAUACUUUAGAAAAGAAGGUGGAGUCAGUAUCUAUAUACAACUCUUUCAAGGAGUUUUACCAUAAGAAAGCAAGAGGAACAGAGCAGUAGCUGAGUAGUUGGAAGUAGAUAUGGGGUCAAGAAAGGGGUGUGUGUGUGUGUGUGUGUGUGUGUGUGUGUGUUUAGAGAAAGGAUGCUAGGGAAUAUUUAUAUAUGAAUGAGAAUGAUCUGGUAGAAAGGGGAAAACUGAUUAUGCAAGAGAGAAUUUAAUUAGAAAAGGCUUUGAGAAGUAGAAGGGUUAGGAUUCAUAGCUUAAGUUGGAAGGUUAGUUUUUGACAGGAGGAGACAGAACUACAAUGGGAGGGAAGGCAGAGUGUGUAAUAUGCAGAUAGGUUGGUAGAUUUAUGGUAGAAAUGUAAGGAUGUUACUGUGUGAGUAGUCUUACUUGACCAAGAGGAAAUAAAAGUCAGUAUAAGGAGUGGGAAGCAGGUAUAGGCUGGAGAGAUGUGUAAGUAGUUGGAAAGGGGGGACACACACACACACACACACACACACAUAAACAUAUAUAUGUGCAUAUAUAAACAUAGUCAAUGGGGAUUUGUAUGUAAUACACCACAGGAAAAAGACCUAUUGUAUAAAAUAUAUUAAAGCCAUUUUACUAAAUAUUUUUGAGACAUCUUAUUUGGAAGACCUGAAACUGAAUUCUGAGCUUUUCCAAGGAUGCUGAUAACAGAGUCCCCUUUCCAUAAUGUAGAGAUUAAGUGAGGACUUCUCAAUGCCAUAGAUACUUCCCAUGUUUUGUUAUUUUUGUCUACUACAGUGUAAAAGACAGAAACAUCUUGUAGCCAUUCUAAUUCAAAGCUUAUGAAAAUUAGUUAAUGCUUAAAGAUGUGUAUUAUAUAUUCAAGCUGUCAAUUUUCUCAAAACACUAUUUUGAGAUGGUUUGAGCCCACAUCUGAAAUUAAAAUAAAUAACUAAAUAAAGGUAAUAAGGCUCUAAUCGUUUGGUAAAACAAUAUUUUAUUUUGUUUUGUUUUCAUAUAAAAACAUCUGUCGUUUAGGAGAAACACAAGGGCGAUAUUUUUUUUUUU